Messenger RNA from Ostreobium quekettii, 354 nucleotides. Lineage: Eukaryota; Viridiplantae; Chlorophyta; Ulvophyceae; Bryopsidales; Ostreobiaceae. The record is from the annotation of a GenBank genome assembly.
AUGCUGGACCGCAGCAGCGUGGAGCUGCUGACACUGUCCGUCAUGUUCUUAAAGAAGCUGUCCAUCUACAAGGAGAACAAGGAGAGGAUGGCGGAGUGCAGGGUGGUGGAAAAGCUGGCCAACUUCGUGCCGGGAGGCAGCGACCUGCUGCUGGCGGCGACGCUCAGGCUGCUGCACAACCUGUCCUUCGACGGCGUUCUGAGGGAGGCCAUGGUGAAAUGCGGGCUGAUCCCAAAGGCCGUGGCCCUCUUGGGCGACCUCCGAUUCCGCCACGUGGUCUUGGGGUUUCUGUACCACGUAUCGACAGAUGAAGAAAACAAAUCCACAUUCACGUACACGGACGCCAUGCCAAAG